Messenger RNA from Stegostoma tigrinum, 3828 nucleotides. RefSeq names its product retinitis pigmentosa GTPase regulator a (gene rpgra). NCBI's taxonomy places the organism in Eukaryota, Metazoa, Chordata, Chondrichthyes, Orectolobiformes, Stegostomatidae. The transcript is spliced from 18 exons. The coding region runs from base 1 to 3090 and encodes 1029 amino acids. The record is from RefSeq and is a predicted model, not a curated record.
AUGCAUUUACCUGGUCGGCAAGCAACCUCUGGGAAAUGCCGAGGGAUCUCCGUCCACGUGGAAGCUGCCUCAGACAGCCAAAAACCACAAAAACGGACAGGCCAGGCACUUGCUCUUGCAGAUCGAUCACUCGCAGGGUUCGUGCUCCCGGGUUUGAGUGAGGGAGCAAGGUUCGGAGCUGCGAUCCCGGGUGCGACCUCCGUGCGGCGCUGGCGCCCUGGGUCGUUGCAGCUAAGCCAUGCGGCCGCGGGGUGCCGCUGCCGAGGCGGGUUCUUUGUUCGGUUGUCAAUGGCAGGCCGGUUUGUUUACUUCCGGGUUGGUGGCCCGCUCCACGCGAGCCCCGGAGCCGGUGCUAGGGACAUGGCGGCGGAGCCCGAGGUGCCGGAUUCUGGAGCUGUUUUUACAUUUGGUAAAAGCAAAUUCUCAGACAACGUUCCCAGUAAGUUCUGGCUAAAAAAUGACAAAGCUAUCUCAAUCAGUUGUGGGGAUGAGCAUACGGCAUUUGUAACUGAAAAUGGCAAGUUAUAUAUCUUUGGGAGCAACAACUGGGGUCAACUAGGUUUGGGAACAAAGAACACCAUCAACAAACCCACUUGUGUCAAAGCAUUGAAAUCAGAGAAAGUGAAGCUAAUUGCCUGUGGGCGAAACCAUACAUUAGUUUGCACCGAACAAGGAAAUGUUUAUGCUGCUGGUGACAACAGUGAAGGACAGUUGGGCCUGGGACACACUGAGGAAAGAACAGCAUUUCAACGUGUAGAGUUCUUCACAAGUCAGAAAAAAAUCAAACAUUUGGCAGCUGGAUCAAACAUCUCGGCAGCUUUAACAGAGGAUGGGAAGCUCUUUAUGUGGGGUGACAAUUCUGAGGGACAGAUUGGUCUUGAUACUAAAAGCAAUGCCAGUGUGCCACACCAAGUAGAUGUCGGAAAAUCAAUUAGCUGGGUUUCCUGUGGAUAUUACCAUUCUGCCUUUGUAACAGAUGAUGGACAUCUCUACACCUUUGGAGAACCUGACAAUGGAAAGCUGGGAUUACCACCUGAUCAGCUUAUAAAUCACCGCAUCCCACAGCUUGUUAGUGGUAUUUCAGGAAAGGUCAUCCAAGUUUCCUGUGGGGGAGAUCAUACCAUUGUUCUUGCAGAAGAGGAUGUAUAUGCAUUUGGCUUUGGUCAGUUUGGCCAAUUAGGACAUGGCACAUUCAUUUUUGAAUCUUCAUUGCCAAAGGUGAUAGAACAGUUGAAGAAGAAAAAUGUACGGUUUAUUUCAUGUGGAGAGAACCAUACUGCUGUAGUGACAAGCAGUGGUCUUUUGUAUACCUUUGGAGAUGGACGGCAUGGCAAGUUGGGACUUGGAGAAGAGAAUUUUACCAAUCAAUUUAAACCUACACUUUGCUCUAGAUUUUUGAAGUUCAUGGUCCAAUCAGUUGCGUGUGGAGGAUGUCACAUGCUUGUGCUUGCCACACCCAGACCAAAAGGUUCAGAAAGUGUUGUGAUUCAAGAUGAUGACAUAAAUGAGAAUUACUUGACUAAUACUUACUCUAUGACUCUGGGGAAUUCAAGUACUCCAAGUACAUUACGUCGAGCAUUAUCAGCACGUGUUAGACGUCGAGAGCGGGAAUUGUCUCCAGAUAAAUUUGGUCAGCUGGUACGCACACUACCUCCAAUUGGAGCUGGUCUCCUUAAUUCCUCUCUGCCGAUUAGUAGUCAGACAAUUCCUGGAGUGAAAAUUGCUGAAGAAAAGGUCAUUGCCUCAAAACCAGUUAAUGAUGCUCAAAUCAAUGAAGAGUCACCAUCUCCCAACAUAGUUCCAAGGAUCAAGGAGAUCAAACCUGCUGAGAAAAGUUCCGCUGAUGAACAAUCUGAAGAGGAAAAUGAUGAAGGCCUUGGUGACACCACUGAUUUGUUGAACAUGACACAUGCAGUCAUGGUGAAUCCUAAUGAUCAGACCCUGACCUUGUCACCAGUUCACAAGGAACGGAAGGAGAUUCUACAAGAUGAAGAAGUUGAAGAUGAGAAACAUGAAAAAGAGAAUAAUGAAGAAUUGGUUGAGAAUGUGGAUGAGAUGGAUAAUGGUGAAACAAUGGCAAAAGAAGAAUCCAAAUUUGUUAAUGAAAAAGAAAAUGAUUUAAGUGAACAGGUAACAUCAAUUAAUGAAGAAAAUGAAGAAUCGGAAGAAGAUGAACGAGAUGGCCAGAAAAAUGAAGACACAGGAAGUUUAGGAGAAAAUGAAGACUCAAACAGCUUAGGAGGAAAUGAAGACGUGGCAAGUUUAGGAGAAAAUGAAGACUCGGCAAGUUUAGGAGGAAAUGAAGACUCGGCAAGUUUAGGAGGAAAUGAAGACUCGGCAAGUUUGGGAGAAAAUGAAGACUCGGGAAGUUUGGGAGAAAAUGAAGACUCGGCAAGUUUGGGAGAAAAUGAAGAGUUGGCAAGUUUAGGAGAAAAUGAGGACUCAGCAAGUUUAGGAGAAAACAAAGACUCUAGAAGUAUAGGAGAAGAUGAAGAUGCAAGUAUAGGAGAAGAUGAAGAUGCAAGUAUAGGAGAAGAUGAAGAUGCAGAUAUAGGAGAAGACGAAGAUGCAAGUUUAGAAGGAAAUGAAGAAUCAAGCUUAAGAGAAAAUGGAAACGUAGAAAGUUUAGAAGGAAAUGAAGAAGCAGACAGUUUAGGAGAAACUGACACAAAACGUUUGGGGAACGAUGAAGGAGUAGAAAGCACAAAACAUUCGGUAGAAAUUGAAGACACAAAAUAUUCAGGAGAACAUGACACAAAAGUUUCAGGAGAAAAUGAAGACACAAAAGGCCCGGGAGAAACUAAAAAAAUCAUAAAUGAUAAAUUAAAUGGUUUAUUAAAUAUAACCAAAAAUAUGACAUUAUUUAAGGGACAUUUCACCAAAGAUUCUGAAGCAAAGGAAAUGCACAGUAAAACAAAGUUGGAGGGAUCAACCAAAGAAAGCUCAACUGCAGAUGAAAAACGUGCCUCAAAUUUGAACAAUUCUUCAGAAGAUAUUGGAAAUACUGCUUCAUCAAGUCUAAGUAAAACUAAUUCAGUGCGGAGUGUUUUUAAAAACAAAUAUAAAUCAAUUACUUGUGUGUUGGUGUAAAAACCCUACAGUGGCAAGGAAAGGUAAUGUUCCUUUUAAGCAGUUCCCAAGAACAAUUUGCACUUUAAUUAUACGACAAUCCAGAAUGUAGCUUUUUUCUACUUAUGUACAAUUAAUGUGUCCAUAAAAGCAUCAGUGUUAUUAGAAUCAUUGUUUGUGGAGACUUGUAAAGAAACCUUUGAAAGUUAGCAAAUUGAUUUUAUCCUUACAGUGUUUCUCUUAUGGUAAUGGCAUAAUGUUUUAAUAAAUGAUUUCAUCAGGAUAAUGUAAAUGGGUAUAUUUUUGUAUAAACAAACUAUGAUUUGAAUGUUUCAGAACUAUGACUUUAAUGGUGCUUUAAUAUCUUUGUCACUUGCUAGAAAACUUGUAAAAUUUUCAAUGUAAGUAAUUUAAAAGUUUUAUAUCAGCUGUAAAUAGUUUUUCCUAUGUUUGCAAAUGUUGUCCUGAUUAUAAUUUCUUACCAGUACUUUUAACAUAUUAUAUAUAUUAAUGCCAGGUUUUAUCUAUGCAUAUCAAUUUGAGGUCAUACGUAAACUGGAAUUCUCCACAAUUCUUACGCUUUUCAGAAAGUAAACAAUAUAAUGAAACAGAAUAUGACUGUUGAGUGGAAUGAAGUGAUUAAAAAUGGUCUUUUCAUAAUGAAUCAAGCCAUCAUUGGCCUGAUUAAUGACUGGGUUCAAUUUUAAAAUAAGCUGUUAAAUAUUAUAAGACUUCAAGUGCCUUUUAGAAUAACUAUGG